Messenger RNA from Lottia gigantea (owl limpet), 516 nucleotides. RefSeq lists its product as hypothetical. Bases 1 to 516 code for a protein of 171 amino acids. The transcript is spliced from 4 exons. NCBI's taxonomy places the organism in Eukaryota, Metazoa, Mollusca, Gastropoda, Lottiidae. The record is from RefSeq and is a predicted model, not a curated record.
AUGGAUAUGGUAUGGAUAUUGUCUGUGUGUUUGGUGCUAAUUUUAAUGAUUAUUCCUACAGGUGGAACAGUUUCUAUGUGUAAAAACGACACAUAUAUUGCUACCAGUUUUCAACUGAGUAGACUAAAUACUGAACCUACAAACUGUACCUGUUUAUUGACAAAUACAGAACAAACUCGUACUCAGGUUUAUUUUAACAUGACAUCAUCUAGUGGCUGUGGAUAUAAACUUACUAUUUACUUCAACGGAAAAAUGCCACCUUUGUCGUGUGAUCUUUCUAACUCAACAUUUACAGAUAUAACGUCAGAGACCAUCAAAUUAAAUUAUGAACCGUAUAGACAGGUCAAAACUGCACCAUUUUCAUUUAAUUUGAAUAUCAGUUCCGAACCAGAAUUUUCGUAUUUUCAUAUUAUGACCUUUUGUUAUUAUGAAGAAGAUAUGGAAAUGGACAUAAUAGUUUUGGAUCAACAAGUCCUAGCUUUUGGAGAUAGAUGUUUGAGAGAUGCGCGGACGUAA